ACACACACACACCACCACACCGGGGGAGACCCCCGCCCCGCCCCACCUGCCGGCGGGACGCUCUGCCCGCACUUCCGCCUUUCUGUAGCCGCAGCCCCGCCGGCACCGGCCGCUGGGUAGGCCGCUCUGCGCUGCGGGAGCCUCGGCUCUAUGGUAGGGGCGAGGAGCGCCCCCCUUCGGCUCCGCCCCCGCGCAGUGACGACAUGGCGGCCGGGCUGGCGCGCGCGGGGCGGAGAGCGAGAGCCGCGGGAUGGAGGCGGCCGCUGGGCCCUGAGGAGACGCUGGGGCUGCUGGAGGCCUCAGUGCGGCACCGGGAAGGAGCCGUGCUGGCGCUGAGCAAACCCCCCGGCCUGCCUGUGCUGGGGCGGCCCGGGGAGCUGAGCCUGGCCGUGCUGCUGCCGGCGCUGCGGCGGCGCCUGGGGCUCCCCGCCGAGCUCCACGUGGUGAAGGCUCCGUCCAGGGAAUGCUCCGGCCUCACCCUCCUGUCCAGCUGCCAACGCGCCACCGACGAGCUCCAGCGGUUCUUCACCGGUGCUCGCCAGCGAGGCCAGUACCCAGCCACGUACCGCGCCGUCACCGUGGGGGUCCCGGCAGAGCCGGAGGGCGAGAUCCGCACUGGGCUGCGCUGGCAGCAGCAGGGUGACACAGCUGUGGUAAGGCAGUAACCGGGGGGGUUACGGGCACAGCGGGGGUGACCCGGAACGGGGGGGGCUGAAGGCUGUGUGGUGCCGCAGGUGGUGCCGGUGCCGGCGCCAGGACGCCGGAGCCUGGCCAGGAAGGAGGUGAAGAACACCCUGACACGGUAUCGGGUGCUGGGGGCCGCGGGGGGCUGUGCCCUGCUCCAGCUCCAGCCCAGGACAGCCUUCCCGGAGCAGCUCCCGGUUCACCUGACACUGCUGCUGUGCCCGGCUCUGGGUGACCACCAGCACUCGUCCCGGGUGGGCAGGGUGCUGGGGGUGCCCUUCCUCCUGCCCCCCGAUCCCGCUGCGCCCCACACACAGGUGCUGGACAAGGCGCUGCUGCAGCGGUUGGGGCUCUCCCCACAGCAGCUCCGGCACCUCCCGCUCCACAUCCACCUGCAGGAGCUGGUGCUGCCACAGGGCCCGAUCCGUGCCCCACCACCACCCCCAUUCCUGCGCACGCUGCAGCGCCUGGGGCUGCCCGGGCACCUGGAGCUGUAGCAUCCAUGGGGGGGACCCCCAACCCACUGCCUUCUGCCUCCCUAUUAAAUCCCCACCUCUCAGCACGGUGUCACAGCACCCGUUUCUUCUGGGGACACAUCAUCAUCAAGGUGAUGUGACACCAGUGCCUGACCUGGUUCCCACUGCCGGCGUCACCACUGCCACAGCUCUGUCUCACAGCCAUGACCGCAGGCAGGAGCAGAGGCGGCUUUUCCUGCCCUGGUUUCUGCCCGCAGCCCCAGUUCCCACUGCAUCCUCCCAGCCCACGUGGAGGGUUUUGAAACACGGUCAGUGGGUGUCAAUACUGUGUUUUGUCACCCCCAAGGUUGGUGGGGUGGGUGUCCCUGUGCAGUGAUGGGGUCUGGUUGAAGUAAGGGGGAAGCGGUUGCUGCCAUGCUGCCCCACUUAGGGUGGGCAGGACGCUGUCCCCUCAUUCAUGGCCUGUUGCAGCUCUUCUGCCUGCCCACGUGUGCUGCUUCAUGCCUCCUGCCUGCAGCACAGCUCUGCUGCCCAGGGCAGGCAGGCAGGGUCCUUGGUGGGACUGCAGCUGGCGGAGGGGGUGCCUUGGGCAGGGCACUGGUCCCACAGUGGGGCAGAGUGACUUGAGCCCUCUGGAGCAGGGGUUGUGGCUGUGGUAGUGCCUGGGGGAUAGAACCAGAGGAGAAGAAGGAACACAAUUGUCCUGGAGGAGCUGGGCUGGAUGUGUGCUGCUCCAGCCUGUGGGAGCUGAGUGCUUCUGCCCCUUGGCUUGGGCACCACAGGAGGCUUCGUGUCCUUAAGAGGCUCGGAGGCCACUGGGGACUUGGGCAUCACAGGAGGCUUGGUGUCCGUAAGUGACUUGGAGACCACAGGAAGUGUAGGUGACAGAGGUGACCUGCACCACAGCAUCCCCAGUGUCUCCAGGCUCUUGCCUGGUGGUGAAGGCUCCAAUGCCAUUGAAGUGGUUCACCACCUACAGCAGCUGAAAGUGGACAUCUUCACUCUGGCUGGUCCAGAUGAAGGUCGGUGUCUGGUCCCACACCACGGAGGACUGCAGGAGGGACAGAGGGGACUGGGGUCCUCAUCAGACCAGUGGGCAUCCUCCUCCUCAGGAGGCUCCAGGAUCUCCACUGAGGGCUGAGCCCAACAGGAUGCUGACCCUGCCUCUGGACCCAGCGCUGCCUCCCACUGCUCAUCACCACUGUCUUCCUCAUGCAGCAGCUUCCAAGGGUCCUGCUGCUGCCCCAAGUGGGUGCCCACCCUGACAGUGUUGGAGAACUUCUCCACCCAGCCCCAUGCCCGUAGCAUGUUGCGGAUGACGGGGUAGGGGCCCCGCACCAUGAAGAUCUGGGGAGGGAUGCAAGUGCUCAGCCAUAAAUACAGUGAACAAACGUA
Melopsittacus undulatus (budgerigar) is the source of this 2555-nucleotide messenger RNA. It is a transcript of the gene RPUSD3, whose product is annotated as RNA pseudouridine synthase D3. Gene Ontology annotation, molecular function: RNA binding; pseudouridine synthase activity. NCBI's taxonomy places the organism in Eukaryota, Metazoa, Chordata, Aves, Psittaciformes, Psittaculidae. Gene Ontology annotation, biological process: enzyme-directed rRNA pseudouridine synthesis. The record is from RefSeq and is a predicted model, not a curated record.